CCUGAGUCUGAAAGCCGAGGCGGGAAGAUGGAGGCUGCACCUGUCACCAGGCCCGGUUUCUCCGGAGCGGGAGGACGCUGGGACUGUGACUUUCCCUGAAUCGCCGAGGAGAGUUCGCGAUGAAUCUUCCUCGCUGGAGUGGAAAACGGCGGCGUUCAGCAUCAGGCUCGGACUCCUUCUCGGGAGGCGGCGGUGACGGCGGGGACAGCCCCCUGCUCCCCUCGGGGCCCGUGCUGAGUCCGCCGCCGGGUCUGGGACGCUGCUUGAAGGACCGCGGCCGACCGCAGGCCGCAGCUGCAGGGGAAUGCAAGCAGACAAUUCCUGACGAUCAAAUAGACAAGUUGCUGUUGGCAAACUGGGGACUCCCUGUAGCGGUUCUGGAAAAAUACCACAGUUUUGGUGUAAAAAAGAUGUUUGAAUGGCAGGCAGAGUGCCUUUUGCUUGGACAAGUCCUGGAAGGAAAGAAUUUAGUCUAUUCAGCUCCUACAAGUGCUGGGAAGACUCUUGUUGCUGAAUUACUUAUGUUGAAGCGAGUUUUGGAAAUGCGGAAGAAAGCUUUGUUUAUUUUGCCCUUUGUCUCUGUGGCUAAAGAGAAGAAAUACUAUCUUCAGAGUCUGUUUCAGGAAGUAGGAAUAAAUGUGGACGGUUAUAUGGGCAGUGCCUCUCCAACAGGGCAUUUCUCUUCCUUGGAUAUUGCUGUCUGCACAAUCGAGAGAGCCAAUGGUCUGAUCAAUCGCCUCAUAGAGGAAAAUAAGAUGGAUCUAUUAGGAAUGGUGGUUGUGGAUGAAUUGCAUAUGCUGGGAGACUCUCACCGAGGGUAUCUGCUGGAGCUUUUGCUCACUAAGAUUUGCUAUAUUACUCACAAGUCAGCAUCUUGCCAGGCAAAUUUAGCCAGUUCUUUAUCUAAUGCCGUGCAGAUUGUUGGCAUGAGUGCUACUCUUCCUAAUUUGGAGAUUGUAGCGUCCUGGUUGAAUGCUGAACUCUACCACACCAACUUUCGUCCUGUACCACUGUUAGAGUCAGUAAAAAUUGGAAAUUCUAUAUAUGACUCUUCAAUGAAGCUUGUGAGGGAAUUUCAUCCCAAUCUACAAGUAAAGGGAGAUGAGGACCAUGUUGUUAGUUUAUGUUAUGAGACCAUUUGUGAUAACCAUUCAGUAUUACUUUUCUGUCCAUCAAAGAAAUGGUGUGAGAAGUUGGCAGAUAGCAUUGCCCGUGAGUUUUAUAAUCUACACCAUCAAGCCAAGGGAUUGGUAAGAUCAUCUGAACUUCCGCCAGUGAAACUGGAACAAAAGGGCCUCCUAGAAGUGAUGGAUCAGUUAAAACGUUCGCCUUCAGGCCUGGACUCUAUAUUACAAAAAACUAUACCAUGGGGAGUAGCAUUUCAUCAUGCAGGUCUUACUUUUGAGGAGAGGGAUAUCAUUGAAGGAGCCUUCCGUCAAGGUCAGAUUCGGGUUUUGGCAGCAACUUCUACUCUUUCAUCUGGGGUGAACCUACCAGCACGUCGUGUAAUUAUUCGGACUCCUAUUUUCAGUGGUCAACCUCUAGAUAUUCUUACUUAUAAGCAGAUGGUUGGUCGUGCUGGCAGGAAAGGGGUAGACACAGUAGGUGAGAGUAUCUUAGUUUGUAAGAACUCUGAAAAAUCAAAAGGCAUUGCUCUACUUCAGGGAUCUCUAAAACCUGUUCGUAGCUGUUUGCAAAGACGAGGAGGAGAAGAAGUAACUGCGAGCAUGAUAAGAGCUAUUCUGGAGAUAAUAGUUGGUGGAGUGGCAAGUACAUCACAAGAUAUGCAGACUUAUGCUUCUUGCACAUUUUUGGCUGCAAGUAUGAAAGAAGGGAAGCUGGGAAUUCAGAAGAACCAAGAUUCUUUUCAACUUGGAGCAAUUGAGGCCUGUGUAAUGUGGCUCCUGGAAAACGAAUUCAUCCAAAUUACUGAAGCUAGUGAUGGAACAGAAGGAAAAGUGUAUCAUCCAACACAUCUCGGUUCAGCAACUCUUUCUUCUUCACUUUCUCCAACUGAUACUUUAGAUAUUUUUGCUGACCUCCAAAGGGCAAUGAAGGACUUUGUUUUAGAGAAUGAUCUGCAUAUUGUUUAUCUGGUUACACCUAUGUUUGAGGAGUGGACUACUAUUGAUUGGUAUCAAUUUUUCUGUUUAUGGGAGAAAUUGCCAACUUCUAUGAAACGGGUGGCAGAGCUAGUGGGAGUUGAAGAAGGGUUCUUGGCUCGCUGUGUGAAAGGAAAAGUCAUAGCCAGAACUGAGAGACAGCAACGCCAGAUGGCCAUCCAUAAAAGGUUUUUUACCAGUCUUGUGCUAUUAGAUUUAAUCAGUGAAGUUCCCUUAAAGGAAAUUAACCAGAAAUACGGAUGCAGUCGUGGACAGAUUCAGUCUUUACAACAGUCAGCUGCUGUUUAUGCAGGGAUGAUUACAGUAUUUUCCAACCGCCUGGGCUGGCACAACAUGGAACUACUACUUUCUCAAUUUCAGAAGCGUCUUACAUUUGGCAUCCAGAGGGAGCUGUGUGACCUGGUCCGGGUGUCCUUACUUAAUGCACAGCGAGCCAGGUUCCUCUAUGCUUCUGGCUUUCUUACUGUAGCAGAUCUCGCCAGAGCAAAUAUUGCAGAGGUGGAGACCGUUCUGAAAAAUGCUGCUCCCUUUAAGAGUGCCCGAAAGGCAGUUGAUGAGGAAGAGGAAGCAGUUGAAGAACGUCGGAAUAUGCGAACUAUUUGGGUGACUGGCAGAAAAGGUUUAACUGAAAGGGAAGCAGCAGCCCUUAUUGUGGAAGAAGCCAAAAUGAUUUUGCAGCAGGACUUAGUCGAAAUGGGAGUGCAAUGGAAUCCAUAUUCCCUUUUAAAUUCUGAUACACACUCACUGACCAGCAGUGAGUCAGAAGUAAAGGAACAGAAAUUUAUACGCCAAACUAAAAGAUCUUGUAAAAGAUUAACAGCAAAGCAAAAAAGUAACUCGAUGUUUAGGGAUUCUUCUGCUAAGCGUUCACCAAAUACUGUGCAAGAUUUAGAGAAAAGUGGAGAGCGUACAAAUUCCUUUUAUGAUAAGUUACAGAAUGGGAAUCAAGAACGCCAGGCACAUUCCAUUUCCAGAGCAAGAAAACGGGCUUCUUUGAAUAUAAGUAAAGAAAAGCUAAGAACCUCUCUGAAUGAGGGAAGAACAUGCACUAAGAAAGUUGUUCAGACUCUCUUAUUUGAGAAAACAAAAAAAGAAGCUCUGAGUUUCAGUUCAGGAAAGAUGAGUACUGCCUCUGGAUCUUGGAAACAUAGUAAACGUGUAAAACAAUCUAGACACAGUAGCCCUGUGAAAGACACUGGGAUGUAUAGAAUUGAUUUACAGGAACAGACUAUAUCUAAUCCUGUUUAUUGUGGAGACUCAUUUACCUUAGAUGAGAAGAAUGUGGAAUUUAGAAGUCCCGAGCCUUUUGCUAAAAAUGUAUCUUCCUUUGCUGAGGGAAAAUAUAGCAAAGCAUCAUUCUCAUCACAAAGAGAACGAAGUUCAAACAGAACAAAAACUAAUGAUAUUCUUGUGGAACAUUUUAUCACACAAUCCCAGAGUAAAAAAGUGACUUGUCAACCUACUAGUAUGGUUAGUGAAAAUGGAAGAGGAUUUGCCGUUGUUGAGUUAGAAAAAAUAAACACAGUCCUGAUGGUACAAAAUGAUUCAAAAAACCAGGAUGUUUAUGUAAAACCCGACACCCACUCAAUUAACCAGUGCCGAGAAAAACAGUCUGAUAAACAGACAAACACUUACACCAAACAGAAAAAAAUAGUAGAUAGACAAAUGCCCUGUGAGACAGGCAGUAGUUAUAUGAAUAGAGACUCAAAUGUUAUUAUCAAGUGUGGAAGUAUGAAGUUUAAUGGUGAGGAAAAUAAAUCAAAUAACUUUCAGGUAUCAGGAGAUAAUAUAAGUAGCGCUGAGAUACUCAGAAUACAUCUCCCAACUGGAGAAUCAGGAGGCCAGCAGGAGAAUUUUCUAAAUACCUCUAGAAUACAAGAAAAAACAGAAGCUUAUGCAGCAAACAAAACUAAGAAUAAUUGUGUUUCUGACUUAGGUUCAGUUCCUUGUGAAUUUGAAGAUAGUUUCUACCUGGAUACUCAGUCAGAGGAAAUAAUACAACAGAUAGCAACUGAAAAUGCCAAACAAGGAGCAAAGGAUGCCAACCUGGCAACAGGGACGAUGCAGAAGAGCUUAGACAACCAGAGUUCGGUACGCUCUUUUCAGAAUGAGAUUCAUAUUACUUUUCCUGGUGAACGACAUUCUCCAGGAGUGACAAAUACAGAUCAUUUGGAACUUAAGACUGUAGAUACUAUGAAACAAGGCACUGAUUCACAUGAAGUUGGUAUCCUGACUCCAGAAAGCUCAAUUUUUCAUUCCCCAAUACUCUUGAGGGAAAAUGGCCCUUGUCUUAAAGGGAAUGAACUUUCUGUCACCGACUCUCAAUUAAAUAGUUUUCUUCAAGGUUAUCAAACACAAGAAGCUAUGAAGCCAGUUAUACCUCUGGUUCCUCAAAAGAGAACUACCACUGGUAUAGAAGCAGAAUGUUUGCCAGUUCCUGAAACAAGUUUGAAUUUGAGUGAUAGUUUACUAUUUGACAGUUUCAGUGAAGACUACCUAGUAAAAGAACAACCACCUGAUAUACAAGCGAAAGAACCCCUCUCUUCUGCACUAACAUCAAACCAUUUCAGUCAUUCUAUGUGUCUGCAACCAGAGGACCCAAUUAGAAAAUCAAAUACAAAUGAGAAUCAAGAUAAUCAGCAACAGUUCUCUUGUUUCAGUGAUGAGUCUAUUAUAUUUUCAGAAAUGGAUUCUGCUCAGAUGUUUGAAGCUUUGGACAAUGUAGAAAUAUGUCCUGUCCAAGAGAAACGGAAUACUGCAGUGUCUCUUAGAGAAUUAGAAUUAAGUGAUCCAGUGACUGUAGGUAAUGAUUAUCCACAAAAAGAAGUAAUUGGAGGAGAUAAAGAUGAAAGGUCUCAAAAACCCAAAUUAACUGAGACAAGGGAAAAUAAUUCAUUGAUAUGGUCAGGGGCAUCAUUUGAUUUAAGUCCAGGACUGCAGAGAAUUUUAGACAAAGUGUCCAGUCCUCUAGAAAAUGAAAAGCAAAAAUUAACCACUACAAACUUGUCUAGUUUGAAAGGAAAAAAUACAGAGGUAAAUGACAAACAAAAAGUGAUUUCAAAUGUGGAGCCAAAUCAAGUUCAGGGAAUCUCAUUUUCCCCUAGUAUUGAAGUAGAAAGUAAGAUUGGGGCGCUGGAGACCAAUGGCCUUCAGGCUGAAACCUCAUCUCACUUGCCUUGUAAAGAGAAUUGUAUAGUUGAUGAUAAUGGACUCAUUCCUCCUACACCUAUUCCAGCAUCUGCUGCUAAGCUGAUAUUUCCAAGUAUUCGUGGAACAUCUUCUGUAAAACUUCGGAAAACACAUAGUGUUUUACAGCUUGGUGAAAGUUACUCAUUUGGCUCAUCUUCAAAUAUUAAAAACCAAGAUUUAACUUCAGAGAGUAGAAACGGUUUAAAAGAGGACAGUCCUAUUAGAGACACAAGUUUUUCACUGCAGUUAUCACAGGAUGGAUCGCAGUUAACUCCAGCCUCGUUCAGCCCAGGAAGUUUGGCCAUAAUUGAUGUAGCAAGUGACCAAACUCUCUUUCGGACAUUCAUUAAGGAGUGGCAGUGCAAAAAGCGAUUUUCCAUCUCACUGGCUUGUGAAAAGAUCAGUAAUUUGACAUCCUCUAAAAGUGCUGCUAUUGGUGGUAGGUUUAAGCAAGCUAGCUCACCUCAGAAAACCGCUAUUAGAGAUGAUGGCGUUCCUGUUAAAGGUUGUGAUGACAUCCUGGUGGUUGGUCUGGCAGUAUGCUGGGGUGGAAGAGAUGCCUAUUAUUUUUCAUUGCAGAAGGAACAAAAGCAUCCUGAAAUUAGUUCCAGUUUGGUCCCACCUUCUCUGGAUCCAAGCCUGACUGUGAAAGACAGAAUGUGGUAUCUUCUAUCCUGCUUUCAAGAGGAAUCUGAUAAAGAACGUUCUAUUAUCAUCUAUGACUUCAUCCAGAGCUAUAAAAUUCUUCUUCUGUCUUGUGGGAUCUCCCUGGAACAAAGUUAUGAAGAUCCUAAGGUGGCGUGCUGGUUACUAGAUCCAGAUUCUAAGGAGCCAACUCUUCACAGCAUAGUUUCCAGUUUUCUUCCUCAUGAGCUUCCCCUCCUGGAAGGGAUAGAGACUGGACAAGGAAUUCAGAGUCUGGGGCUGAAUGUCAACACUGAACAUUCCGGGCGAUACAGAGCAUCUGUAGAGUCGAUUCUCACCUUCAACGCUAUGAGUCAACUCAGUUCUUUGUUGAAGAAGGAAAACCUUCAAGAUGUUUUCUGUAAAGUGGAAAUGCCCUCUCAGUAUUGCUUGGCCUUGCUAGAGCUAAAUGGAAUUGGCUUUAGUACUGCAGAAUGUGAAAGUCAGAAACACAUAAUGCAAGCCAAGCUGGAUGCAAUCGAGAUCCAGGCCUAUCAACUAGCAGGACACAGUUUUUCCUUCACCAGUUCAGAUGACAUCGCUGAGGUUUUAUUUUUGGAAUUGAAGUUACCACCAAAUGGAGAAAUAAAAAACCAAAGCAGCAAGAAAACUUUGGGUUCUACCAGAAGAGGGAAUGACAAUGGACGCAAGCUAAAGCUGGGAAAACAGUACAGCACUAGUAAGGAUGUUUUAAAUAAAUUAAGGGCAUUGCAUCCUUUACCAGGCUUGAUAUUAGAGUGGAGAAGAAUCACUAAUGCUAUUACCAAAGUGGUCUUUCCUCUGCAGCGGGAAAAGCGUCUGAAUCCUUUUCUUGGAAUGGAAAGAAUCUAUCCUGUAUCACAAUCACACACUGCUACAGGACGAAUAACCUUUACAGAACCAAAUAUUCAGAAUGUGCCAAGAGAUUUUGAGAUCAAAAUGCCAACACUAGUAGGGGAGAGCCCACCUUCCCAAGCCCUAGGCAAACGCCUACUUCCCAUGAGCAGAGGAAGAGGUAAGAAGAGCUGUGGCCUGAACCCUGGACACCAAGCACAGAUGGAGGAGAGAGCCUCAGACAGAGGAAUGCCAUUUUCAGUCAGCAUGCGACAUGCCUUUGUGCCUUUCCCAGGUGGUUUAAUAUUAGCUGCUGAUUACUCUCAACUUGAACUGAGGAUCUUGGCUCAUUUAUCCCACGAUCGUCGCCUCAUUCAAGUAUUAAACACUGGAGCUGAUGUUUUCAGGAGUAUUGCAGCUGAGUGGAAGAUGAUUGAGCCAGAGUCUGUUGGGGAUGAUCUGAGGCAACAAGCAAAGCAGGUGUUCUCUAAAUGUUUAUUGAAAAAAACUGAGCUGUGGAUUAUAAUAAACUGAUAGCUUUUUCGUUUUUUGAGGUCGUUGGUUAGCUAAUCCACAUAUGAAACUUUAUAUUGUCCUUGGACUUUUCAAGUGGGUCCGUAUGAGUUCCUACUCCUGUAUGACUGUCAUGCACAGAGAAAGUGAAAGGCCACAUUUCCACCAUUUCCUGGCCUCCAUUGACACUGAUACUUUUUUUCACCACUUGGCCUAUGGGAAAUCUGAUGCCAUUUUUGAGAGAGUAGGCUUGCUGGCUGAGGCAAAGGAACAUCAUUCCCACCUUUAAGAUCCUGCUGUGUUAGUUUUGCCUUUAUACUUCUAGUUACUCAUGGCCGUGAUUCUUGACUGGUUCGUUAGGCAUGAAACCCUUCCUCUCGCCAUUACCUCUUCAGCACCAGCACUUGGUUCUUCCACUCUUUAGAAAACCAGCUUUGCUCUCUCUGUUUAAUAAUCUCUGGGUCCUGCAUUCAGCAAGAAUUGAACCCUGGGUAAAAUAGGUAAUGUUCAAAUAUUUAAUCUUCAUAAUAAACCCAUGAAAUAGGUAUUUUAUAUUCCUAUAUACUCCAUUUUAUAUAGGAGUAAACUGACGCACCAAAAGCUAGUAAUUUGCUUAAGGUCAUACAGCUAUAAGUGGUGGAGCCAGGAUGAGCUCAGAAUGCCAGAACUUAGACAUUCUGACUUUAUAACCUAAGCACUCAUCCACUGAUGAUAUCUGCCUCUAGUUCGUAAGUUCUUGCAUGAUUUAUGUAGUGUUUAUGCUAUACUCAAUCACCAUGCUCUGAACUGUCUGCUCCUUGGGUCUGGCGGAGAUCUCAGCCAGUGCUAUCUACUACCCAAGUUUAAAAAAAAAAAGAAAAGAAAGUGGGAGUCACAGUAAAAUAAAAUGUAGAAAUACCAAAAAGGAAAAGGUAAAAGGAGGGGAAAAAAAUCUUUCUCAAUGUAUUAAAAAAGACAGGGAAAGGAUAAAAACUUCUGGCUGUUUUUAUCACAUUAAAAGUAGCUUGGAACUCUGAUAAUCAUUUUUUGCAAGUUAUCUUUUAAAAUUAUAUUUAAUGAUAUUUAUAUGUGCUUGCUUUAUAUCAGACAGUUUCCUGAACACUUAGAAGAAAUAACUUGGUAAUCUUCACAAUUCCAUGAUGCAGGUAUUACUAUCCUCAUUUAAUGGAUGCAGAAAUUGAGGUACAAGACUUUAGGUAGCUUCUGCAAGAUAAUCCUGGAUAAAUGCUGGAACUAGGAUUUAAACCCAGGCAAUACUUAUUAUUAAAUUACAGUUUCCUACUGACCUAUUUAGACCAUUUCCCUCCACUACUCCCAAAAUUUCCUCAGGAAUUUGUUUAACCCAAUUGAAUUCUGCAAUUGUGGGAUAUCAGGUGGUGGUGAGGUGGAAAGCAUAUUUAUUUCCAAAGAAGUAUUCCCUGUUAUCCAACCACGAAGCCUCCUCUUCCUGCUCUAUCCUAUGCAAGAGCCAGGAGAGGAAUGUUUGUAAUGCUUCUCUUUCCUGACUCCUGGGCACUUUUCUAAGCAGGAGUUAAUGUGGUAGGAGUAGAAAGCUGCUCUGAAGACUACUGGAUACAUGACAAAGAGUCAGAAAUAAAUCUUCCCUUUUAAAUCGCUAGGAUUAGUUUCUUAAAACACACACAUUCACAUUUCUUCAUGUUCUUCCCCUUCCUCCCCCAGCCCCAAAGUAUUGUUAAAAGGCAGAAAAGAGAAAAGAUGUUCACUGGAUAUCAGGUUCUAUGAAUCUAACCUACCAAAAGCAGAUCUAAUCAUUUCUUUGACACACUAUGAAAUAAAAAAUUUACCAAAUUUCAAUCUCCAUCAGCUUUUUAUAUUUACAGUUUAUGUAGUUAUGACCUUUAAUUUACCUACUGAGUGUGAUGACUCC
Mirounga angustirostris (Northern elephant seal) is the source of this 9210-nucleotide messenger RNA. RefSeq names its product DNA polymerase theta (gene POLQ). Gene Ontology annotation, molecular function: DNA binding; DNA-directed DNA polymerase activity; ATP binding. Gene Ontology annotation, biological process: double-strand break repair via alternative nonhomologous end joining; DNA-templated DNA replication. The record is from RefSeq and is a predicted model, not a curated record. Bases 120 to 7343 code for a protein of 2407 amino acids. The transcript has 26 exons. Lineage: Eukaryota; Metazoa; Chordata; Mammalia; Carnivora; Phocidae.